Messenger RNA from Vanessa tameamea, 990 nucleotides. RefSeq lists its product as uncharacterized. The record is from RefSeq and is a predicted model, not a curated record. The transcript has 5 exons. NCBI's taxonomy places the organism in Eukaryota, Metazoa, Arthropoda, Insecta, Lepidoptera, Nymphalidae. The coding region runs from base 145 to 693 and encodes 182 amino acids.
AAUGAGUCUUAUGUUCAUAAAGUUAAAGCCGAAUCUCCGAAAUCAAGAGACAAUCUAAAAUCGGACACAAAUCUUAUAUCCGUUGAUAAAACCUCCGUUUUAAACAAUGACAUACAAAGGAAUGCCAGUCACGUUAAAAGAAGAAUGUCAUAUGUUAUUGAGACUAAACCGGUUAAAGAUAAAUUUGAAAAAGUCGCAAGUGAUGAUCAUCUUGGGUCAAGAACUUACUCACUCGGACUCAAAAAACCGGCUCCCCUAGCAACCUCCAGUCCACAGCAGCGAACCUACCGACGAGGUUCAGCUGAGGUGAUGCGAGCCCUGUCUCCCGACAGCACCGAGUGCGAAAUAUCUUCUCUCACAGACCUGCCUGAUGAAACCGAUGAUAAAAGUCCUCUCGACUACAUGUCUCCUGGUGAACAGCGCGGCAGCACGAGUCAAUGGCUAUCAUCUGACACGUCACUGAGCGAGGGGGAGCUUUUUCCAGUUUCGAAGUCGUCGUUCGACGAAGUUCAUAUGAAGAAGAAAAUUGAUGUUAUUGGCGGCGAAUCUUCCAUGCAGGAGGGCCUGCGCGAGGCCCUGCGCGCGGCGGGCGCGGAGGUGUGGCGCUGCAGACGCAUGCUGCGGUCACACCCGCGCGCGGUGCCCGCGCCUGCGUCCCGGUACCCUUAUAACUACACCCUGCCUUUAAUUUGAAAACAUGUCACAAGUUAGAGCACUAUUAUUUAAUGAGACAUUUAUUUGAUGUUGAUUUAGGUUUUUAUUUAUAGGUAUAGAAAGGUACACCGCCGUUUUACAUUCCAUAUAUUUCUCGUAACUUUAGAUUGACGUAAGCGUUACUGUCUAUUUUAUAUAUUAUUUUUUUAAUUGUUAUAAUGAGGUCCCUACACUUGUUUGAAUCUCCCAAAUUGAAUGUGUAAUUAAAGACAAAUUCAACUAAGAAUACAAUGCUCAGUGCAAUAAUGUUGUUUUAUAAAAGAUAUAUGAAUCAAC